Yamadazyma tenuis ATCC 10573 is the source of this 1657-nucleotide messenger RNA. NCBI's taxonomy places the organism in Eukaryota, Fungi, Ascomycota, Pichiomycetes, Serinales, Debaryomycetaceae. The record is from RefSeq and is a predicted model, not a curated record.
AUGUUCCUGACUUUGAUACUCCACAAGCCCUCAUCAGAUAACUCAAAUGAUUUUGUGGAUCUACAAAUUGCUCAGCUCCUUCCCUCUUCAAUUGAUCCCAAUUACAGGCCCAAGAGGAAGCAGACAAGAUCUGAAAUACGAAAUGAAAACUACAGCUGGGACGAAAGAAAACAGGGAGAAUUGGAAUCUCUGACUACGGAUGGAAUGGCCACCACCGAGUCUAACUGUUACUUAGGAGCAGCUUCAAGUGCUGCUUUGAUUAAUCUUAUUGGCGGAGGGUUCUUCAUGAAUGAGGGUAAAGUAACGUCUCCUGUUUCAACCAGCUCCUCGAAUCUUUUGAAUCACGGUGUAAUAUCAAGAUCCAAGCUUGAACACUACAUCAAUCAGUACUUUGAAACCUACCAUAUUUCAUAUCCCAUGGUACAUAAACCGAUGUUCAUGGCUCAAUUCAACGAGAUCGUAUCACCUCCGAACGGAUGGGAGAGCUUGCUCUAUAUUGUUGCAGCAAUCGGUUCGUUCAUGUCAGCUGUUUCUCCCGAAGAGAACGAUGAUCUUAUUCUUUUCGAAAUUGCAAAAUCAAAGCUUUCAAUCGAUGUGCUAGAGACUGGAAAUCUUACUUUAGUACAGACAUUGACGCUUAUGUCAAACUAUCUACAGAAGAGAGACAAACCCAACUCCGGCUAUAACUACUUGGGACUCGCUGUUCGAAUGGCUCUCGGACUCGGACUCCAUAAACAAAUAAGUGAUACCAACGAGUCUCUUUUAGACCAGGAAACAAAACGAAGGAUUUGGUGGUGUCUCUAUAUCUUUGACUGUGGACAGACAAUCACCUAUGGAAGACCAUUGGGUAUCCCGUGUGCUGGAAUAGACUCGAGACUUCCUCUAAACAUUUUGGAUACUGAAUUAACUGGGUUUACCAUAUCCUUGCCAAAGGAGCAAGAUUCUUCCACAGAUUAUACCAGUCUAAGGCUUCAGUCUUUGUUCCACAUAUUUACCAACAGUAUUUAUGAAAGAAUUAUAACUGAUCCAUUUCCGUCUUCUCAGGAGCUUCUAAAGUGGGACGAAAUGUACAUACAAAGAUGGAAGAAUCAAAUUCCCGAAUACUUCAAAGAAGAUGCUACAGUCCCCCCAAAGUACCGUUUGGCUCAUGCUGUAAUCGAGUGGAGGGUACGAAAUCUACGAAUUAUCAUGUACAGAACGUUCCUCUUGAGAAAUGUAGUGGUGAAUUCAAACGGAAUCGAACAAGAUUACGACUCAAAAGCUGGUGAAAUCUGCCUUCAAGAAUGUAGUGCUACAGUCAAGAGCAUGUAUUUGUUCUGGAGUGCUAAGACCACGUAUAAUCGAAUGGAUGCAUGGUAUUCACUUUUUUUCCUAAUUCCAGCUGUGGUCAUGCCAUUGGUUUGUCUCAGAAACAAUCCGCUCGAUGCAAACGCUGAAGCAUGGAGAAGUCGUAUUCUACACUUCAUUGAGUUUUUGGGUGCUGGUUAUCUCACACAGGGCGUAGAGAGCCAAGAGUUAAGUUUUCCAUUAAAUGGUACUGACGAAAGCCCUUUCUCUCAGUUGAUACAACUUCACUCAAUGCUCUGGCCUGUUUCGUUUGAUAUAGAACAACAGUUCUUGUAGUGCUGUGUAUUUUAAUGUAAUCUAUUAAAUCAAA